Vicugna pacos (alpaca) is the source of this 3033-nucleotide messenger RNA. NCBI's taxonomy places the organism in Eukaryota, Metazoa, Chordata, Mammalia, Artiodactyla, Camelidae. The record is from RefSeq and is a predicted model, not a curated record.
GGCCAGCCCUCCCCAGAUCUCCUCCCCCAGGCCCGGUCCCCUCACAGGACGCCCCCUCCCCGCUCUUCCUGCCGGGUUUCCUCUGCCUUUUCCUGUCCCCCACCCAGUGCUGGGAGCUGGGGCAGAGGCAAAGGCUGUACAGGAGCAGCGGGGUCAGGAACCAACCAGGGCAAACGGAGCCAAGGCCCCCGGGUGCUGCCGGGACCCGAAGCAGGGGCCAUGUUAUCUGGUGAGCGAAAGGAGGGUGGAAGUCCCCGCUUCGGGAAGCUCCAUCUCCCCGUGGGCCUGUGGAUCAAUUCUCCCAGGAAGCAGCUGGCCAAGCUGGGGCGGCGCUGGCCCAGCGCUGCCUCUGUCAAGUCUUCGUCUUCCGACACGGGGAGCCGCAGCAGCGAGCCGUUACCCCCGCCGCCGCCGCACGUGGAACUGCGGCGAGUGGGCGCGGUCAAGGCGGCCGGGGGAGCCUCGGGGAGCCGCGCCAAGCGCAUCUCUCAGCUCUUCCGGGGCUCGGGGACCGGGACCACGGGGUCUGGUGGCGCGGGAGGCCCCGGGACCCCGGGGUCCGCGCAGCGCUGGGCCAGCGAGAAGAAGCUGCCGGAGCUGGCGGCAGGCGUGGCCCCCGAGCCUCCACUGGCCGCCCGCGCCACGGCGCCCCCGGGGGUCCUCAAGAUCUUCGGCGCGGGGCUGGCUUCGGGCGCCAACUACAAGAGCGUGCUGGCCACGGCGCGCUCCACGGCGCGCGAGCUGGUGGCCGAGGCGCUGGAGCGCUACGGGCUGGCCGGCAGCCCCGGCGGCGGCCCCGGCGAAAGCAGCUGUGUGGACGCCUUCGCGCUCUGCGACGCGCUGGGCCGGCCCGCUGCGGGCGCCGUGGGCAACGGCGAGUGGCGGGCGGAGCACCUGCGCGUGCUGGGCGACUCCGAGCGCCCGCUGCUGGUGCAGGAGCUGUGGCGGGCACGGCCCGGCUGGGCGCGGCGUUUCGAGCUGCGCGGCCGCGAGGAGGCGCGCCGUCUGGAGCAGGAGGCCUUCGGGGCGGCGGACAGCGAUGGCACGGGCGCCCCCUCGUGGCGGCCGCAGAAGAACCGCUCCCGGGCGGCGUCGGGUGGGGCGGCGCUGGCCAGUCCUGGCCCAGGGUCGGGGUCCGGACCCCCGGCUGGGUCCGGGGGCAAGGAACGCUCCGAAAACCUAUCCCUGCGGCGCAGCGUAUCGGAGCUCAGUCUGCAGGGGCGGCGGAGGAGGCAGCAGGAGCGUAGGCAGCAGGCACUUAGCAUGGCCCCAGGGGCAGCUGACGCCCAAAUCGGACCUGCAGACCCCGGAGACUUUGAUCAGUUGACCCAGUGCCUCAUCCAGGCCCCCAGCAAUCGCCCCUACUUCCUGCUGCUGCAGGGCUACCAGGACGCUCAGGACUUCGUGGUGUAUGUGAUGAUGCGGGAGCAGCACGUGUUUGGCCGGGGUGGGAACUCCUCGGCUCGAGGUGGGUCCCCUGCCCCAUAUGUGGACACCUUUCUCAACGCCCCAGACAUCCUGCCACGUCACUGCACAGUACGCGCGGGCCCUGAGCCCCCGGCAAUGGUGCGCCCAUCCCGGGGAGCCCCGGUCACGCACAACGGGUGCCUCCUGCUGCGGGAGGCCGAGCUGCAUCCGGGCGAUCUGCUGGGGCUGGGCGAGCACUUCUUGUUCAUGUACAAGGCAGUUCAGCCCGGGACGGCUCGGAGGCUGGGUCACCUGCCGCGCCUGCUGGGCCGCCUGGCCCGUCUCAUCAAGGAGGCUGUCUGGGAAAAGAUUAAGGAAAUUGGAGACCGCCAGCCAGAGAACCACCCUGAGGGGGUUCCUGAGGUGCCCUUGACCCCUGAGGCCGUGUCUGUGGAGCUGCGGCCACUCAUGCUGUGGAUGGCAAACACCACGGAGCUGCUGAGCUUUGUGCAGGAGAAGGUGCUAGAGAUGGAGAAGGAGGCCGACCAGGAGGACCCACAGCUCUGCAAUGACUUGGAAUUAUGCGACGAAGCCAUGGCCCUCCUGGAUGAGGUCAUCAUGUGUACCUUCCAGCAGUCUGUCUACUACCUCACCAAGACUCUAUAUUCAACGCUGCCUGCUCUCCUGGAUAGCAAUCCUUUCACAGCUGGGGCAGAGCUGCCGGGGCCUGGCGCAGAGCUGGGGGCCAUGCCUCCGGGGUUGAGACCUACCCUGGGCGUGUUCCAGGCAGCCCUGGAACUGACUAGCCAGUGCGAGCUGCACCCGGACCUUGUGUCUCAGACUUUCGGCUACUUGUUCUUCUUCUCCAAUGCGUCCCUUCUCAACUCGCUGAUGGAACGAGGUCAAGGCCGACCUUUCUAUCAGUGGUCUCGAGCUGUCCAAAUCCGAACCAACCUGGAUCUUGUCUUGGACUGGCUGCAGGGGGCUGGGCUGGGCGACAUCGCCACCGAAUUCUUCCGGAAACUCUCCAUGGCUGUGAACCUGCUCUGUGUGCCCCGCACCUCCCUGCUCAAGGCUUCAUGGAGCAGCCUACGAACUGACCACCCGACACUGACCCCUGCUCAGCUCCACCAUCUGCUCAGCCACUACCAGCUGGGUCCUGGCCGCGGUCCUCCACCUGCUUGGGAUCCUCCCCCUGCAGAGAGAGAUGCUGUGGACACAGGAGACAUCUUUGAAAGCUUCUCCUCCCAUCCUCCCCUCAUCCUGCCCUUGGGCAGCUCGCGCCUUUGCCUCACGGGCCCAGUGACGGACGACGCCCUCCACCGUGAACUGCGCAGGCUCCGCCGUCUCCUCUGGGAUCUCGAGCAGCAGGAACUGCCGGCCAAUCACCGCCAUGGACCUCCUGUAGCCACGCCUCCUUGAAAAACCAAUAGCAAACGAGCGCGCGAACCUUGAAAAUUCAUCUACUAGAGCCCGCCCGAGCGCAGAGCUUUCUGGGAGUUGUAGGUUUUUCCCGGCAUGGAAUGCUGGGAGUUUGAGUUUUCGGGUAAUAUAGGAUGGGACCUUGGGAAGUUGGGUUUAGGACUUGAGUGCCAGAAGCAAUAAAGGUAUCUGUGGUAUUGGCAA